UUUCGGUGAUGCCGAAAAUCUUCGUCUCUGCUGUUUUUCACUGUCGGAUAUGCUGCGAUACACUAAAAUCAACGGCUGUUUUUAAGCAGAGUAAAAUAUACGUUCUUUCCUUUUAUGCUGUCAUCUUUCAAGGAAUGCGAUGAUGUUAAAAAAAAUAUUUGGGGGGUGAUCGCCUCCAACUGAGUUACAACGGACAGGAGCUCACUCGUCUGGCGACAAGAAGCAAGAUAAGUGCUACUGGACCUUCAACUGAGACAGGCUUUUUCCCCCUUUCAAAAGAGAUUGCGGGAUAUGCAGGCGUUCCAUUUGCAAGGGUCUGUUGAUUCAUUCGCAACUGUAAUCUUUCUUCGGGACAAGACGUUUGGAAAGGGGAAAUGUGAAGAGGCUUAAAGUAUGGCAUGCAAAGAUGGUUUCUGCCAAGAAGGAGAUGGUGAUUGCGAUGUUCCCCCGUUAUAUUUACUCAGUCUUCUACUUUCUCUGCGUGGUCGCCUGUAUAAGUAGCAUAUCUGGGGAGAUAAAAAAGGAUGAUCGAAUAUAUCCCGAAAAUUUCACACGCAUUCUGGAUCGACUUCUGGAUGGUUAUGACAACAGGCUACGACCCGGAUUUGGUGGCCCAGUGACAGAAGUGAAAACGGACAUAUACGUGACAAGCUUUGGGCCUGUUUCUGAUGUGGAAAUGGAGUACACAAUGGACGUCUUCUUCCGCCAGACAUGGGUAGACAGGAGACUCCGGUAUGAGGGCCCCAUCGAGAUCCUGAGACUCAACAACCUGAUGGUCACCAAGGUGUGGACCCCCGACACCUUCUUCAGGAAUGGAAAGAAGUCUGUGGCCCACAACAUGACUGCUCCGAAUAAGCUCUUCCGCAUUAUGAAGAAUGGCACAAUCCUGUACACUAUGAGGCUAACUAUAAGUGCAGAGUGUCCGAUGAGGCUGGUGGACUUCCCCAUGGACGGCCAUGCUUGUCCUCUGAAGUUUGGAAGCUAUGCUUAUCCCAAAACAGAGAUGAUCUACACUUGGACCAAAGGACCCCAGCAUUCAGUGGAAGUACCCCCAGAGUCAUCCAGUCUUGUGCAGUAUGAUCUAAUUGGCCAGACAGUCUCCAGUGAAACUGUAAAAUCGAUCACAGGUGAAUACGUGGUGAUGACUGUGUAUUUCCACUUGAAACGAAAAAUGGGGUACUUCAUGAUUCAGACAUACAUCCCCUGCAUCAUGACAGUAAUCCUCUCUCAAGUGUCCUUCUGGAUAAAUAAAGAGUCCGUGCCGGCCAGAACCGUAUUUGGCAUUACUACUGUGCUGACGAUGACCACCCUGAGCAUCAGUGCCCGCCACUCCCUGCCCAAAGUCUCCUACGCCACCGCUAUGGAUUGGUUUAUUGCCGUCUGCUUCGCCUUUGUUUUCUCUGCCCUCAUCGAGUUUGCUGCCGUCAACUACUUCACCAACGCGCAGGUGGAGAGAGCCAAGAAGAAGCAGGCCAAGUGCCCUCCGGCCCCAAAGCCCACACCAGUGAAGCAGAUGAGUGACAGCGAAGAGGUGUUACAGCAGAAUCCAGACACCAACGGCAACCUGCGGAAGCGGAUGAACCUGAUGACGCAGACAGACUCAAACAGCGCCCAGAGAACUGUUCCGGGAGGCAGCGGCGCAACAGGGGUCGCCAGGCAAACGCCUGCAGGCUCCGCCUCCUCUGUGACAUCAGCGACAGCAGUGCCCACUUCCGCCCAGCCCCACUCCAGUCCCAACCCUUUCAGCCAGUCUAACAUAGCCUCGUCCCUGUUGGCUUCCAGGAACACGCCCCCAGCCCCGCCCUCAACCCCGACAGUCGCGGGAUGCGAGCACAUGCCCUCGAAUAUAUACGGAGGCUCGGCCUCUCUACAGCGUCUCUUAGGGCCGAAGCUGGAGCACAUUCAGGCCGCUAAAGGAGACGCGGGUGCCCAACCCGCCCCAGGAGCAUCGACGGGACCAAACGGCACCAGUAAAAUUGACAAGUACGCACGCAUACUUUUCCCAGUGUCCUUUGGAGCUUUCAACAUGGUAUACUGGGUGGUCUACCUGUCAAAAGACACUAUGGAACCCAGAGAUGGCUAACCCCAGUCUUUGUGUGUCUGUGCGUUCUUUUGGCUCAAAAACGGAAGACAAAAGCCCAGUCAUUUUAAAAAACUCGAGGGGCUUAUAUAUUCUAAUUCAUACGACAUAACUUUGAAGAGUAUGUCAUUGAAUGGGUAAACACACAAAAAUAACAGUUACCUCAGUAGUUACCUAAUCUUGUUGCAUAUAUCUAUGCAGUACAGUAUAUUGUUCCAAGAAGUUGAGCAUGUGACAAAACACAUUCCAGAUACUUUGAAUUGUAUUAAUUACAAUACCAUGUAUAUUUUCCAAUGGAAGUGUUUGGAUAAUGGUGGUAAAUGACAAAGCAUAAUCCAGCAAUAUACAUUAUUUUGGCGGAGGUAAGAUGACAUACAUGCAUUUUAAUGAAACUUGAAGGUUGACAUAUAACAUUUCUUUUGUUAUUUUUGUGCUAUGAAAAAGUAAGAAGGAAAAUGACAUUGUAUUUUUAAGGGUGUCAAUGUAGUUUGAUUGCAUUCAUAUCUUCAUUUCAUUUAGUUUUUUACCCAUUGGGUAGUGCAAUUAAAACUAUUAAAGCUUAAAUCAAUUGCCCUGC
Messenger RNA from Conger conger (European conger), 2657 nucleotides. RefSeq names its product gamma-aminobutyric acid type A receptor subunit alpha4 (gene gabra4). Gene Ontology annotation, biological process: synaptic transmission, GABAergic; gamma-aminobutyric acid signaling pathway; monoatomic ion transmembrane transport. Gene Ontology annotation, cellular component: synapse; dendrite membrane; postsynapse. The record is from RefSeq and is a predicted model, not a curated record. NCBI's taxonomy places the organism in Eukaryota, Metazoa, Chordata, Actinopteri, Anguilliformes, Congridae. The coding region runs from base 407 to 2083 and encodes 558 amino acids. The transcript is spliced from 9 exons. Gene Ontology annotation, molecular function: inhibitory extracellular ligand-gated monoatomic ion channel activity; GABA-A receptor activity; benzodiazepine receptor activity.